Molecule: messenger RNA, 556 nt
Organism: Triticum dicoccoides
Lineage: Eukaryota; Viridiplantae; Streptophyta; Magnoliopsida; Poales; Poaceae
Exons: 3
Coding region: 143-556 (137 amino acids)
Source: RefSeq, a predicted model, not a curated record
CCCGGAGCUGCUGCUUCCGGUCGUCCGCCCGGAUCUGCUGCUUCAGGCGAUGCCCGCCUCGCCGUCGCCCUCCUGCUCGUCCCCCUCGUCGGUUACUUGACCACCUCGGCAUCAGCGGCGGGGGUGCUGGGAGGGGGGGUGUAUGGGCCCUUCUUCGAGCCGUUCAACCAUCGCAGUGCAGAGUAGGAAGCUCCUCUCGGAGGUGAUCAGGUUCACAGUGGCGAGUGAUUCAGAGCAUGAUGGAUGCACGGAUGUCUCAAAUGGUGCAGGGUGUUCACUUGGCUUUGGCGCAGGCCAAGCUUCAAGCACGUUAACAGAGUUGCUUGCAGGAUUUCUCACGUUCAUGAUCAUGCAUUCAAGCUGCAAGGAACUAAAUGUAUGUGUAAGGAAGGUGGUGCAGAUGUGGUGGAGUAUAUCUUCUGGGAUGGGCAUGAACCGGCCAAAGUUCAGGUUCUUCGUUGCCUUCUUCAGGUGGAGUGAAAUUGAGGUCUGGGACUACCAUGCCUGCAACUGGGCCAAUGAUCUGCUGCUGUUGUUUUUGACGAUCUGCCAUUGA